Puntigrus tetrazona (Sumatra barb) is the source of this 2893-nucleotide messenger RNA. Its product is annotated as zinc finger protein 271-like. Gene Ontology annotation, cellular component: nucleus. Gene Ontology annotation, biological process: regulation of cytokine production; negative regulation of transcription by RNA polymerase II; regulation of immune system process. The transcript is spliced from 3 exons. The record is from RefSeq and is a predicted model, not a curated record. Bases 202 to 2448 code for a protein of 748 amino acids. Gene Ontology annotation, molecular function: DNA-binding transcription factor activity, RNA polymerase II-specific; RNA polymerase II cis-regulatory region sequence-specific DNA binding. NCBI's taxonomy places the organism in Eukaryota, Metazoa, Chordata, Actinopteri, Cypriniformes, Cyprinidae.
GUAGUUUCACCGCGCGCUCUGUUGUUUUGUCUAGAUGCUAGCGCAAUAAACUAAGCGGUGUAGUUUCUGUAAGUAGAAAAAAAUAGCUAUUUAGUAAAAAAAUACCUGUGAUAUCCUCAUCUUCAUAGUCGUGACUAAGUUUUGAAGCACGCAGGAAUAUCUGGAGGAUUAUCAUUUGAACUGAGAUCUUCUGCUGUGAAGAUGGUGUUUGUUAAAGAGGAAAGUGAGGAGAACAUGAUUGAACCAGAAACAUGGAAAAUAAAACAAGAAGAACCAGAAACAUGGACAAUAAAACAAGAGGAACCAGAAACAUGGACAAUAAAACAAGAAGAACCAGAAACUUGGAGAAUAAAACAAGAAGAACCAGAAACUUGGAGAAUAAAACAAGAAGAAUCAGAAACUUGGAGAAUAAAACAAGAAGAACCAGAAACUUGGACAAUAAAGCACGAAGAACAAGAAGAGUUAAUUGAAGAAAAAGAAGAAAGUGAACAACUGAGUAAAAUUGAAGCGAAAAAUCACGUCAAAACUGGAGAAAAAAUCAAAAAGAAAGAUUUAAAGAAAAGAAGGACUAAGACCUCUUUCACCUGCACUCAGUGUGGAAAGAGUUUCACACACAAAACAAGUCUUGGGCAUCACAUGAGAGUUCAUACUGGAGAGAAACCGUUUACUUGUGAUCAAUGUGAGAAGAGUUUCAAACACAAAUCAAGUCUUAAGCAGCACAUAAGAGUUCAUACUGGAGAGAAACCGUUUACUUGUGAUCAGUGCGGGAAGAGUUUCAUACACAAAAGAAGUCUUGGGCUUCACAUAAGAGUUCAUGCUGCAGAGAAGCCAUUUACUUGUGGUCAGUGCGGGAAGAGUUUUACACAAUCAUCUACCCUUACGAAACACAUGAACACCCACACUAGAGAGAAGAAGCACAAAUGUGAUUGGUGUGGUGAAACGUUUCUAAGGGCUUCGAUACUGAAGGAACACUUGAACACAGUUCAUAAAAAGGAGAAGACUAGAGAAAAACCUUAUGAGUGUUCGCACUGUGAUAAGAGAUUCAGUAGGUCAAGAGACUGUAAGAUACAUGAGAGGAUUCACACUGGAGUAAAACCUUAUGAGUGUUCGCACUGUGAUAAGAGAUUCAGUAGGUCAAGAGACUGUAAGAUACAUGAGACGAUUCACACUGGAGUAAAACCUUAUGAGUGUUCACACUGUGAAAAGAGAUUUUUUAAGGCACAAGACUGUAAGACACAUGAGAGGAUACACACUGGAGAGAAACCUUAUAAGUGUUCGCACUGUGACACGAGAUUCAAUAGUUCAGGGGGCCUUAAAAUACACGAGAGGAUUCACACUGGAGAGAAACCUUAUGGGUGUUCGCACUGUGAUAAGAGAUUCAAUAGGUCAGCGGACCUUAAAGCACAUGAAAGGAACCACACUGGAGACAAACCUUAUGAGUGUUCGCACUGUAAUAAGAGAUUCAGUAGGUCAGGAGACCUUAAAAUACAUGAGAGGAUUCACACUGGAGAGAAACCUUACGAGUGUUCACACUGCAACAAGAAAUUCAGUAGGUCAGGAGAACUUAAAAUACAUAAGAGGAUCCACACUGGAGAGGAACCUUAUGAGUGUUCACACUGCAACAAGAAAUUCAGUAGGUCAGGAGAACUUAAAAUACAUGAGAGGUUCCACACCGGAGAGAAAUCUUAUGAGUGUUCACACUGUGGUAAGAGAUUCAGUCAAUCAUCAAAUCUGAAGCUUCACAUGAGAAUCCACACGGGAGAGAAACCGUUCACGUGUGAUCAGUGCGGGAAGAGUUUCACCUACAAGUGCCAUCUCGAGGUUCACGCGAGAGUUCACACCGGAGAGAAACCGUACGCUUGUGAUCAGUGCGGCAAGAGUUUCACACGAGCAACGAACCUUAAGGAUCACAUGAACAUCCACACCGGAGAGAAGCGGCACGCUUGCGAUCAGUGCGGCAAAACGUUUCUGUGGGCUUCGGUCCUGAGCACGCACCUCAAGGUUCACACAAAGGAGAAGCCGCACUCGUGUCACUUGUGUGGAAAGAGUUUCGCGUUACUCAACGGUUUGAAAGUGCAUCAGAAAAUACACGCUGGUGUGAAAGACUACAUGUGCUUUGAAUGCGACAAGACCUUUACUAGAGCAAGCUGCUUAAAACUGCACGAGAGGAUCCACACCGGAGAGAAACCGUACAAGUGCUCGCAGUGCGGCAAGGAAUUCAGACAUUUGACAAAUAUGAAAAUACACGAGAGUACUCACACCGGAGAGAAACCUUAUAAGUGUCCGCACUGUGACAAGAGAUUCAGUCAGGCGACGCAUCUUAAGAAACACGGGAGCAUUCACACCGGUGAGAAACCUCACAAGUGUCCGCACUGUGACAAGAGAUUCAGACUGUUAGGAACCCUGAAAAUACACCAGAAGAUCCACGCCCGAGAGAAAGUAGGUUAGAUACAGCACUUCCUGAUCUAGAGAAAUCAUUCCUUGACAUCCAUUGAAAAGAAGCGUCUAGUUUUCGCUGUAAAUGAUGUUAAUCGUCGUCUUCAAAACUGGCAGCAUGGACUGCAUCAACUCAAAGAACGUGUUUCUGCUCAAAGAAACCCUGUUCGAUUAUUUCAUAUAAUAAGACUUUUAAGGCCUUUUUUGUAAUUAGUGACUAAAUUAGAGAUUAAAUGUUGCGCUUUAAAAUGUUAACCUUUUAUUUGAUUGAAUGUUAUCCUCUGGUUGUGUUCAGAUUCCUGUCACUAACCGAGUAGUUUACUGGAAGACUUAGAUGUUGUUCUUGUAAACAUGGAGCAAACAGGUAGGUAAAAAUGCGUAGAUGUUUUGUAUGUAUUUAUGGUCAAAAUGACUCCAAACAAUUGCUAAUAAAUUCAGAUGUAUUAUCACAAAAAGA